AUGCUCCCCCGUCCCCCGGCUCGCCAUCGCUGCUUGCUUGUUGCUUUCUUGCUGGCUCGCUCGCUCGCCGCAGGCAGCAGGUCAGGUGCCCCGAGAGCGAUUCUCAGAAAGCAAAUGGACGGCAGCAAAGGGGCCCCACCGGAGCCCGUUGAUGCCUCAGGUAUGGCGUGGUAUGGUAUGGUAUUGAUGGAAUGUAUGUACAUGCGUGUACCUUGCUCCUGGCUAGCCGCUGCGUGUGGUGGUCUGCGCCUCUACGUCAGCCACCGGCUCCACCGCACCGCUUGGCAGGCACGCCGACAAGCGACCCAACCCAGAACCACGAACCACGCCGACCAACCGCCGGACCGCACCAGACCACCAAGACAAGACCAGUUCCUCCAUCGUGACUGA
Molecule: messenger RNA, 390 nt
Organism: Ustilaginoidea virens
Lineage: Eukaryota; Fungi; Ascomycota; Sordariomycetes; Hypocreales; Clavicipitaceae
Exons: 1
Coding region: 1-390 (129 amino acids)
Source: RefSeq, a predicted model, not a curated record